UCCAAAUUGGGUUGGAGUUGCUUUGUCCAUAGUCACUUCUAUUAAUAGUUCUGAUUGUUCUUGGUUUUGUGUUAUUAGAGUAAAACUUGGUUGGGUUAGGCUCUUUCUUGACUUUGAGCUUUAUUUUGCUCUUGGUUUCUACUCGAGUUUCGAAGUUGAUUCUGUACUUGUGUCUCUUUUCUUUACACCUAUAAUAUUUGAUAUUGUUGAAUUGCUAGAAAUGAUAAUUUUAGUAUUGUUGUUGGGAUCUAGGCUCUUCCCUGUUUAUGAAAUUGACUAUUAUAUUAACUGUCAUUUUGUUGUAUCUUCUUUAUAA
Molecule: messenger RNA, 316 nt
Organism: Scutellospora calospora
Lineage: Eukaryota; Fungi; Glomeromycota; Glomeromycetes; Diversisporales; Gigasporaceae
Source: the annotation of a GenBank genome assembly